AGGCGGAAUCAAAAAUGGCUCUUCAAGAUCUUCUUCGCAUGCUGCGCGAAAGUUUGGACCGAGAUGAAAUAAUGACAAAAGAGCUAGGUGCAUUUAUUCAGAACCAGGCGCCCAAAUACAUGAAACCAGCCGCCAAACUCAAUCAAAACGUGGAUCUCGAAGAAAUGGUUGGAGCACUCAAGGAGAGCAUGGAAGAAUCGAUUAUUGCAAUUGAGUCUGUCACCAAAGUAGAAUGAGAGACAAGAAGAAAAGACACUCUCCAAGCGAUGAUUUCAACAACAUUGGCUCAUUCCAUCGGUAUGCUGCACAUUUCCAUAACUUCUCAUAAUUAUUCAAUUUUCAUUCCAUUGAGCAUAAUAUGAAUUUCCAACUAAUUUCUCUAUAAAUGAAUAGAUAUUUUCGUG
Caenorhabditis elegans is the source of this 404-nucleotide messenger RNA. It is a transcript of the gene Y66C5A.1, whose product is annotated as Phage protein. The record is from RefSeq and is marked reviewed. The coding region runs from base 15 to 236 and encodes 73 amino acids. The transcript is spliced from 3 exons. NCBI's taxonomy places the organism in Eukaryota, Metazoa, Nematoda, Chromadorea, Rhabditida, Rhabditidae.